AUGGGUUUUGGAUGGUCUGCUACAUUCAUAUUCCUUUUAGUUUUAUCCUUUGCAGUACUUGUUAUUGAUUUCUUUGUGCUUGCUAAUGCUAACCUCCCUUCCUUGCAGCAAUUGUGCCAUGAUCAUGAGAAGUCUGCUUUGCUUCGUUUCAAGCAAAGCUUUCUUCUUAAUUGCUCUGAAUCAUCUUAUGCCUUUGCAUAUCCUAAGGUGAAAUCAUGGCAUGAUGAUCAUCUGUUGGAAAAUGCAACUGUAAGCAGUGAUUGCUGUAGGUGGGAUGGUGUUAAGUGCAAUGAAGAGACGGGUCACGUGAUUAGCCUCGACCUUAGUAGCAGUUGCCUUUAUGGCACCUUCCCUCAUAACAGCACACUCUUCAGCCUUAAUCAUCUCGGUGAGCUUGAUCUUUCUUAUAAUAACUUCAACUAUUCUCAAAUCCCCUCUGACAUUGGUCAUCUGUACAAGCUCACACAUCUCAACCUCUCCGAGUCAGUUUUUAGUGGUCAAAUUCCGCCAGAAUUUUCAAAACUGUCACAUCUAUCUCUUCUUGAUCUUUCUCAUAACGGAGAUCCUACAGUUGUCAAUGAGAAGUCAAAUCUGAAACUUGGUGAUUUGAGUGUAGAGAAGUUGGUUCAUAAUUUAAGUCGUUUAACCCAUCUUUAUCUUAACUCAGUUGACAUAUCUUCUGAGGUACCCCUUAUCAUAAGCAACCGAACUUCCCUAAAAGCUAUCUCCCUUGAUUACUGCAAUCUACUGGGUGAAUUCCCAACAAAUCUUUUCCGGCUACCAAAUCUUGAACUAAUUUCAUUGCUUUACAAUCCCAAAUUAGGAGGAUAUCUCCCCGAAUUUCAUUCUUAUAGUCCUCUUCGUGUUUCACAUCUCUAUGGAACUAGAUUUUCAGGAGAGUUGCCAGCUUCACUUGGAAAUCUAGUUUCCUUGAGUGUUCUUGAUCUGCAGUUUUGUGAAUUCUCUGGAAAAAUUCCAUCUUCAAUAAGUAACUUGACAGACCUCACCGUACUGGGCCUUGCGAUUAAUUAUUUUACUGAACUUCCUCACUCAAUCAUGAACCUAACGCGCCUUACUGGUUUAUCUCUUUCAAACAUGAUGAAUGUUAGGACUGGUCGGAAUAUUGAACCUAAGCUGAAUUCACUCACUGCACUAGCCCUUCCCCAAAUGAAUUUAGACAAUGAAAUCCUGCCUGCUCUGUCUAACUCUAGCAGAUUCACUAUUUUGGCUCUUUACGACAACUUGUUAACAGGUCCACUUCCGAGUUGGUUUAUGAAUCUAACCCAAUUAGACACCUUAGAACUACAUGGAAACCAGUUGCUAGGUCCAGUCCCACCCUGGAUUUAUAACCUUAAUAAUCUUCGCACAUUGACUUUGUCAUUCAGGGGUGCAGUUGGCAAGCUUGACCCAUUUAUCAUGCUCCCUAAUCUCCUUGUUUUAUAUUUGGAUGGUGUUCGCCUCACAUUUCCUUCAAAUACAAGCACCAAUUCAUCGUCUCUUUUGAGGUUGCAGUUUUUGAGUCUUGAUUCAUGCAACUUGAACGAGUUCCCCAAGUUCCUACAAUAUCAAGAUAAGUUAGAAACACUCUCUCUCUGGGGAAACAUCAUAGGUGAUAUCCCACAAUGGUUAGUGAACACAACUAGAAAGAGUCUCUUGUCAUUAAACCUUUCUAAUAAUCUUUUAACAGGUUUUGAAAAACCUCUGGUUUUUCUCCCAUGGAAAAAUUUGAAAAUAUUAGAUCUUAGUGAUAACAAAUUGCGAGGGCCACUUCCAAUUCCUCCAAGUUCCAUUCAAGUUUAUCAAGUCUCAAAUAAUCAUUUCUGUGGAGUUCUUUCCAAUCAUAUGUGUCGUGCAACUUCUUUAGUCUACCUCGACUUAUCUGAAAACAAUCUUACGGGCAAGAUUCCAAGCUGCAUUGAUCACCAGCUUAGUGGUUCUUUGCAAGUCCUAAACGUACGAGGCAAUAAAUUUGGUGGUGCCAUUCCAGAAACAUUCUCAAAAUCAUGUCAAUUGAACAUGAUAAAUUUAAGCCAAAAUCAAUUUGAGGGCAGGCUCCCAAAGUCAUUAGUCAAUUGUACAUUGCUUGAGGUACUUGAUGUCGGAAGUAAUCGUAUUAAUGACACUUUUCCCUAUUGGUUAGGAGGUAUUCCCAAGCUGCAAGUUCUUAUCUUGAGGCAUAACAACAUCCACGGGCAGAUAAUAACCCCAUUGUCUGGUUCGGUUGGUCAGGAUUUUCAUUGCUUGCGUAUUAUUGAUCUGUCUAAUAAUUUUCUUACUGGUAACUUACCAUCUAGGUACAUUCAAAGUUGGGUUGCAAUGGCAGUUUCAACUGAAAACUUGUCAAACUCAACCAACUCUUUUUUUCGACUAUAUUAUAUGCAUGAUUAUUGUUGA
Molecule: messenger RNA, 2394 nt
Organism: Chenopodium quinoa (quinoa)
Lineage: Eukaryota; Viridiplantae; Streptophyta; Magnoliopsida; Caryophyllales; Amaranthaceae
Product: receptor-like protein 12
Exons: 1
Coding region: 1-2394 (797 amino acids)
Molecular function (GO): protein binding
Source: RefSeq, a predicted model, not a curated record